UUGGGAGCGUCGCCAAAGGAAAGCUCCCAUUAGCUAUAAAAUUUCCCAUUUUGUGGGCUUUUCUCAGUUCUCAUGCCUAUCACGCAAAACCUCUCCUAAAACCCCAUAGCCAAACACCACACUUUCAUCGCCAUGGCCGCCGCCGCCACUGCUCUUUUCCGCCAACGCCAAUCCCUCGUCCGUUCCCUGAAACCCGUUCGCUCCAAACACUCCCUACCCGAUCCCCCCAAGAAAGUAGGCAGUCUUCUCGACGACCAACUCCACCAAUCAAAAUGCUGUUCCCGUUUCCCUCACUCCAUCUCGCGCAAAUGGAAGGACUUCGAAUUCUCCGCUCCCAGUCUCAUAUCCGCCAUUUUCUCAUCGAACCGAUCUUCCUCUUCGCCGAGAUUCGGGUUUGUCAGCUGGUAUUUGGGCAUGAUCAGUACCCGACCCGUUGCCACCAAAAGCGUCACGGCCGCCCUCAUCUACACCGCCGCAGAUUUAUCGUCUCAGACUAUUGUGACGAUUGUGGGGGGAAAUGGAGAGGGGUAUGAUUUGGUGAGGACUCUGCGAAUGGCGGGCUACGGAAUGCUGAUAGUGGGGCCUUCGUUGCAUUUUUGGUUCAAUUUCGUAUCGCGAGCGUUUCCGAAGCGUGAUCUUUUGUCGACGUUUGCGAAAAUGGCGUUGGGGCAGAUGGUGUAUGGGCCCAUAGUGACUGCUUUGUUCUUCUCUGUUAAUGCUGGUUUACAAGGUGAAAGUGGAUCCGAGAUUGUUGGUAGGUUGAAACGCGAUAUGGUCCCGACCCUAGUUAGAGGUGUAAUGUACUGGCCGAUAUGUGAUUUUAUCACAUUCAAAUUUGUCCCUGUUCAUUUACAGCCUCUGGUGAGCAACUCAUUCUCGUAUAUGUGGACAGUUUACCUGACCUACAUGGCAGGCUUAGAAAAAGUCCAAGAGGUGGUAGUUUGAGCAGUAGAUCCAUGUCAAUGAUUGAUUCCCAGGUGGCGGCUUGGUUACAUUGCUAGACAUGACCAAAGGAGAAGCAAAAGGGGGCUUACAGUUUCCUGUGGAGAAUCUGGUGAAUUGAUAGUUUUUGGCAGAAACUAUUGAUGAAGAUUAAGUUAGUUUCCUCUGCCGGUUUCUCAAGUCACCUAUUAGUGUAUGAAUUUGUAGGAACUGACAAUUUGUUUUAAUAAUGUAAUUAGUUUAUUACUAUUAUUAUUACUUCUUCAGUUCUGUAAGUUGUAAAAUGACUAUUUUGUAUGCCCAGACUCCACCAUUUGGCCUUAUAAUUUAUUGUUGCAGAACUUGUACUGUUUUAUCUCUCCA
Messenger RNA from Salvia miltiorrhiza (redroot sage), 1305 nucleotides. RefSeq lists its product as uncharacterized. The transcript has 4 exons. Gene Ontology annotation, cellular component: membrane; cytoplasm. The coding region runs from base 133 to 945 and encodes 270 amino acids. NCBI's taxonomy places the organism in Eukaryota, Viridiplantae, Streptophyta, Magnoliopsida, Lamiales, Lamiaceae. The record is from RefSeq and is a predicted model, not a curated record.